AAGCAGCAGCCGCCGGAGCCCCAGUGUCUGAUUCAUCCUGCGCCGAGGGGAGGAACAACAGGAACCGGGGCUGAGCGGAGCCAUGGCAGCUCUGGAUGCCGAUUCCCCUGGAGCGGAGGAGUGUCUGGAAGAGGACGAGGAGGAGCUGGAGAUGAGCGUGGAAGACCCGGAGAAUGAAAGUGCCGGGAAGCCGGCCCCGGGGGGGCGCAGCUGCAUCCUCACCCGGCGCGGCAUCACGCUGCGAGUGCUGCUCAAGGACGGCCUGAUCGAGCCAGGGGAGGGCGUGCUUUCCAUCUACUACCUGGGGAAGAAAUUCCUAGGGGACUUGCUGCCCGACGGGAAGAUCACCUGGCAGGAGACGGGGCAGGUGUUUAAUUCGCCCAGCGCCUGGGCCACAUACUGCAAGAAGCUGGUGAACCCGGCGAAGAAAUCGGGCUGCGGCUGGGCCUCGGUGAGGUACAAGGGGCAGAAGCUGGACCAGUGCAAGGCGGCCUGGCUGAAGAAGCACCAACCCAAUGCCCCCGCGGCCGAGGAGAGUCUGGUGAGCGAAGGGGAGGAGGAGGAGCUGGCCGAGGAGGACGAGGACGAGGCCCGGGAAGGUAAAAUCACCCUCUCGGAGCCUGCGCUUGGCAAGAAACUGGAGGAGAAAAGCAAGAAGCACCAAAGCAAGAGCCUGUUGGAGCAACACAAUGCUGAUAACGGGCCCCAUGGGAAGAGACUGGAAAGCAAGAACCGCACUCCCGUCCGUUACUGCACGCUGGGAAGCCGGGACUCUGCCAGGAAUCCGCACACCCUGGUGGAAGUGACCUCCUUUGCAGCAAUCAACAAGUUCCAGCCGUUCAACGUGGCCAUCUCCAGUAACGUGCUGCUGCUGCUGGACUUUCACAGCCACCUAACGAGGAGCGAGGUGGUUGGCUACCUGGGAGGCAGGUGGGACACCAGCAGCCAGGUGCUGACAGUGCUACGAGCGUUCCCCUGCCGGACGCGCCUCGGAGACGCCGAAUCGGCAGCCGCCGUCGAGGAGGAGAUCUGCCAGAACCUCUUCAUGCGGGGGCUGGCGCUGGUGGGCUGGUACCACAGCCACCCCUUCAGCCACGCCCUCCCCUCGCUGCAGGACAUCGACGCGCAGAUGGAUUACCAGCUCAAGCUGCAGGGGAGCAACAACCGCUUCCAGCCCUGCCUGGCGCUCAUUUGCGCACCAUACUAUCACGGCAACCAAGGCGUGGAGUCCAAAAUCUCUCCCUUCUGGGUUAUGCCACCUCCGGAGCAAAGGCCCAACGAUUACGGCAUCCCCAUGGAAGUGGAGGUCACCUACGUGCAGGACGGGUUUCUCACCAAUGACGUGCUCCAUGAGAUGAUGCUGCUGGUUGAGUUUUACAAAGGGGCUCCAGACCUGGUGAAGUUUCAAGAUAUAUGGAGCCAGGAGCAGACCUACUUAGAUAAGCUAAAGGGCUCCCUCGCCUCCAGGACUCCCAAAGAUCAGGGCUUCGCCCACGUCUUGGAACAGAUCUACACCCUCCUGAAGCAGGGCAGCUGAGGCAAGGCCGGAGCCUGAGCUGCAAUUAACUCGUACCUAGGUGCCUUUACACCAGGUGGGGCUCAGCCUGGCAGCCCCGUGCUUGGAGACACUCAAGUCUGAGCCUGGCGCAGAGCUGUCUUAUUAAUCCAGGUUAGCAGGGACGUUGGAGCUACAAGCCUCGAGCAGCUGUUACACCGCAACAAAGGCCUGUGAGUUUGAGCCAUCACGCAGACGGUAUCGGCGCUGGAGCUCGGGUGCGUUUGUUCCGUGGACCGCCUAGGCGAGUGCUACUCCUGCAAUUUGACAUUGUGGUGUAGCGUGUAGGUGUGAAUGAGAGGGGACGGUGGCAGCCUCUCUCUGGGUGUAAGUUAUUUGUGGACGUGGUAGUUCUGAUUAAAAAAAAAGUUGCUGAC
This is a messenger RNA of Gopherus evgoodei (Goodes thornscrub tortoise), 1932 nucleotides long. It is a transcript of the gene MPND, whose product is annotated as MPN domain containing. Lineage: Eukaryota; Metazoa; Chordata; Testudines; Testudinidae. The transcript has 13 exons. Gene Ontology annotation, cellular component: BRISC complex; BRCA1-A complex. Bases 83 to 1537 code for a protein of 484 amino acids. The record is from RefSeq and is a predicted model, not a curated record. Gene Ontology annotation, molecular function: polyubiquitin modification-dependent protein binding; metallopeptidase activity. Gene Ontology annotation, biological process: double-strand break repair.